This is a messenger RNA of Calidris pugnax (ruff), 2442 nucleotides long. It is a transcript of the gene THBD, whose product is annotated as thrombomodulin. Gene Ontology annotation, cellular component: membrane; extracellular matrix; external side of plasma membrane. Gene Ontology annotation, molecular function: extracellular matrix protein binding; transmembrane signaling receptor activity; calcium ion binding. The transcript has a single exon. The record is from RefSeq and is a predicted model, not a curated record. Gene Ontology annotation, biological process: cell migration. NCBI's taxonomy places the organism in Eukaryota, Metazoa, Chordata, Aves, Charadriiformes, Scolopacidae. The annotation marks the transcript as partial.
CCGCUGCCGCUGCCGCUGCUGCUGGCCGGGCUGGGGCUGGGGCUCGGGGGGGAACCGGAGCCGGCCGCCCCCUCGGGCGCGCAGUGCCUGGAGAACGACUGCUUCGGGGUCUUCUGGGCGGCGCGGCCCUUCGCGGAGGCCAGCGCGGUGUGCGAGGGGGGCGGCGGGCACCUGAUGACCGUCCGCUCCACCGUGGCGGAGGACGCCAUCGCCGUGCUGCUGCAGAACCGCAGCGGGAGGCUGUGGCUGGGGCUGCGCCUCCCCUCGCCCUGCACCGACCCGGCCCAGCGCCUCCGAGGCUUCCAGUGGGUGACGGGCGACCGCCGCACCGACUACUCCAACUGGGCGCCGUCGGGGCGGCGGUGCGGGGAGCGCUGCGUGACCGUGUCGCGGGAGCUGCGCUGGGAGGAGCGGAGCUGCCAGGAGCCGGCCGACGGCUUCCUCUGCGAGUACAACUACGGGGGGAGCUGCCCGCGCCUGCCCCCCGCCGAGGGGCUCCCCGUCACCUACGCCACCCCCUUCGGCGCCCGCGGAGCGGAUUUCCUGGCCCUGCCGCCCCGCAGCGCCGCCGUCGUACCGGCCAUGGGGCUGGAGCUGCGCUGCGACGAGGUGGAGGAGGGCGGGAGGCUGCGCUGGGGCCGCGCCGUCCCGGGAGCCUGGCCCUGCCGCCUGGAUAACGGGGGCUGCGAGGGGUUGUGCGAGGAGGAGGGGGGGCGGCCGCGCUGCUCCUGCCCCGACGGCAAGGUGCUGGCUCCCGACGGCCGCAGCUGCAGCUCUCCCUGCGCCGGAGCGCCCUGCCAGCAUCACUGCAUCGUGGCCGGUGCCGAUUUCGUCUGCAUGUGCGAGCCGGGCUACCGGCUGGCCGCCGACGGCACCAGCUGCGAGGAUGACGAUGACUGCGCCGUGGUGCCCAGGCUGUGCGAGCAGGUCUGCGUCAACACCGAGGGGGGCUUCGAGUGCCACUGCCACAGCGGCUACCAGAUGGUGGAGGGACACUGCCGGCCCCACUGCUACGAGGCGCCCUGCGAACAGCAGUGCGAGGACGUGCCCGACGGGUACCGCUGCGGCUGCUUCCUGGGCUACGCCGUGGACCCCGAGGCGCCCGACCGCUGCGUGCUGCACUGCAACCGCAGCCAGUGCCCGGCCCAGUGCGACGCGCACACCAUGUCCUGCGAGUGCCCCGAGGGCUUCCUGCUGGACGAGGACGCCGACGGCGGCGGGGGGGUCUGCGUGGACAUCGACGAGUGCGAGAUGAACUACUGCCAGCACAACUGCACCAACCGCCCCGGCGGCUACGAGUGCCGCUGCCUCGACGGCUACCGGCUCCUCGACCAGAACAACUGCGUCAAAAUCCCCGAGGAGGAUGGGGAGGGAGCCUUCUCGGGGGAUUUCGGGCCGGGACCCCAGACUCCCACCCCAAGCCCGGCCCCGCCAAAGGUAGAGCACCUCCACCCCUGCGCGCUGGUGGGCAUCGCCAUGGGCGUCCUCUCUGCGGCCGUGGUCCUCCUGGCCCUGGGGUACUACCUGGUGAAGAAGCGCUGCAGGCCCCCUGCCACCAUGAAUUACAAGUGCAGCGGCCCCCACGAAAAGGAGAUGGGACUUCAGCCGGUCCCCUCAGGGUGUGCCACCUCCGGCCAGAAACUGUAGGGAGGCUGGGAUGGAUGGAUGGAGAGGGGGAAGUGGACGGAACUGGGUAACACUGAGUUUCCCCCGUGCUGCCAAUUUUGUAAUGAUAGAGAGAAUUUGGGAAAAGCUGUGAUCACCCCCGCUUCCAAAAACGCUCGCUGCUUCCCGGCUGGCUCUUGCAAUUCUUCAGGCCAGAGAGCAGGGAAGGUGGAGGGCACGGAGCGCCUCUCCCAUCCUGCUCCCUUCGCAGGCAGAGGAGGGGGUUCAGCUUUCCUUUGCCCGAGCCAGCAGCUUGGGGGGGCUCCCAGGAAAAGUCACACGUAUGUCACAGGAGGAGUGUCUCCCUCGGGAACCGACUGUUUAAAUCCACAUCAAUGUGGGGCCAAAGCGUGUGUUCCACUGCUUGCCAAGUCGUCAGGGAGCAGGGAAGGUGACCUGGCCUCAGUUUCCCCUCUCCUCGGCUGGGGAGCACGCUGCCGGGCUGGAGAUGAUGGUUUUCCCGGGAUGGUGAGGAGCUGGGAUGCUCCUGCCUUUGUCUGAGCUCUGUUCAGUUUUUUAAAAACUGGUGGGUGACGGAAGAAGGAGCAAAGAUCUUGUGGUCGGAGCUUUGCUGCUUUGUUCCUCCAUCCCUGUCUGCCUCAUCGGCAGAAAUCUCAGUUUUUGUAGCUUUCCGAAUGUAAAUGGUUCAACCCACUGUUUUAUACACCCAGCACAUUUGUAAAUACUUAUUUAUUUAUUGGAAAUAUACCCUAUGCAGUGCACAAUCACAUGGUGAUUUUGUGUGUAAGACCAAUAAAGCUUUUACAGUCUGGUUUA